Spizellomyces punctatus DAOM BR117 is the source of this 1054-nucleotide messenger RNA. RefSeq lists its product as uncharacterized. The coding region runs from base 98 to 988 and encodes 296 amino acids. Gene Ontology annotation, cellular component: membrane. The record is from RefSeq and is a predicted model, not a curated record. Gene Ontology annotation, molecular function: hydrolase activity, acting on carbon-nitrogen (but not peptide) bonds, in linear amides. Gene Ontology annotation, biological process: ceramide metabolic process. The transcript is spliced from 3 exons. Lineage: Eukaryota; Fungi; Chytridiomycota; Chytridiomycetes; Spizellomycetales; Spizellomycetaceae.
GCAUCCUUAAAAACCAUAAUGUCCUGCGUCCGCAUUGCACUCUCGUCUGGCCUGUAACUUUGGCAUACGGGCAAACGCACGAUUCGCCCAGCAAAAGAUGGGCCAAACAGCGGCAAUGGGGCCGCAACGCGCGGGAUACAUUGAUCUACUCAAGCCCGAGAUACCAACAUCGAUUCCCGCGUCGGACCCGCAGAUGGUCGCUGACCAUGUUCCCUCUUCCCGCCGCGGCUCCUUCAAAAGACGACAUAGUCAUUCCAAGUCGCGUGAUGUCGCGCUGUGUUGUGGGCCUGUUGUACCGCUUUAUGAGCGAUUGUUCCAGCCGGCGACGGUGACGACCAUGGAGGGGAAGUAUACGGUGAGUACGUUCAUAGCGGAAUUCUAUUGCACGCUCACAUCGCCCUGCUUUGCACUUCCGCUCCUCAUCUACACUUCUGUCCCAUUCUCCUCUAUUCCCCUCCUUCAACAUGUGUGCAUAUUAGGAUCUGUCAUGGCAGGCGUCGUCUCGACGCUCUAUCAUUGCACAUUAUGGAAGAUUUUUUCCUCAGCAGAUGCAGCCGUUGCGACGUGGGCAUUUUACCUGAAUGCAAUCAGCCUAAACCGCCAUGCACCGUCCUCCCACCCAGUCUGGCAACUGGAACUGACAUGGCUUCUUACAACUCUUUGCAUCAUUGGUCUCUUUGUGUAUCACUGGGAACGUACGCAUCAUAUCUCCGUCACCCUCGUUGUAGCAUGUAUACCCUCCGCGGUCUUUGGAUUCUAUGCUCUGGAAUCGUACGUGGGACUCGCAGCGGGGUUGGCCGGGAUAUUAUGUUUCGUGAUAGAUAGAAAGGGAUGGGCUUGUUUGCACUCUGUUUGGCAUGUUUUGGGCGGGAUAAGCUUGUUGUGGGGUAUAUGGGAUGCCUGUCUGAUCGCUGUUGCGAGGAGGCAGGGAGUUAGAAUGGAUGGAGUGAAUGAUAUCGUGGUGGUAAUGGAUGAGAAUACCCUAUGAUAGUGAUGGGACUUUCACGGGAGGACUCUGAAGAGAAGUAUUUAAAAAUAGGACUUGUAUACCCAA